AUGGAUGAUAAGGCAACGUUUGAUGAUUUACUUACCAAGACAAAUCUCCUCUAUACUCAAAAGGAUUGGGUAGAUCCCAAGGGAGCACUGCUUGAGGAAUACCAGAAGCUCGCAGGAGAAGUGGCUAUUCAAGACGAGUUAUCGUCAGUAUGUUAG
Molecule: messenger RNA, 156 nt
Organism: Plasmopara halstedii
Lineage: Eukaryota; Oomycota; Peronosporomycetes; Peronosporales; Peronosporaceae
Exons: 2
Coding region: 1-156 (51 amino acids)
Source: RefSeq, a predicted model, not a curated record